Messenger RNA from Peronospora belbahrii, 3288 nucleotides. The record is from the annotation of a GenBank genome assembly. Lineage: Eukaryota; Oomycota; Peronosporomycetes; Peronosporales; Peronosporaceae.
AUGCUUGCUUAUCCAGUCACUGCACAAACGGCAGAGUUUCAGCGACGUUGGUAUCGUGUUAGAGAAAAAGUAGCAUCGAAAAUUGACUUUAAAAUUAGUGAAAAAAGGCCCUUUGACGUGGCAGCGCUGGAUCAAGUGGUACAGUGCAUGAAUGACCCUAAAAGCCCACACCAGCGAGUGGCCAACCAGAUCAUGGUGGCAUUACAAGAGCAUCAAGACUCGUGGACGCGCGCGUCUGACAUUUUGGAGCAGUCAAGUAGUAUUCAGACCAAAUUUUUUGGACUACAGAUUUUAGAGGAUGCCAUCCGUUAUCGCUGGAAGAUCCUGCCUAAGGUCCAACGUGAAGGCAUCAAGAGCUACAUUGUCGGCAAGUUGUUGUCGAUGUCGUCAGAUGAGUCAACGUUACACAGCCAGCGAAUGUUCGUAAACAAGAUGGACCUCGUGUUAGUGCAGGUGUUGAAGCACGAAUGGCCGCAAAACUGGCCUUCGUUCAUUACGGAUAUCGUCAACUCGAGCAAGACGUCUGAGAUAAUGUGCGAGAACAAUAUGACAAUCUUAAAGCUAUUGAGUGAAGAAGUGUUUGACUUUUCUAAGGACCAGCUGACGGAACAGAAGACCAAGACGCUAAAGGAAAGCCUGAACCACGAAUUUACCCAAAUUUUUCAGUUGUGUGAAUUUGUACUGAACAAGUCGACUCACGUCCCGCUUCUCCAGAUUACGUUACAAACGCUGCUGCGUUUCUUAAGCUGGAUUCCCCUUGGGUUUAUCUUUGAGACGGAUCUUAUCCAGAUCCUUGUUACAAAGUUUUUGGCAACGAAUGUGUUUCGGAACGACACUAUCAGUUGUUUGAGCGAGAUCGCUCAGCUGAGCGAUGUCCCUGAGCAGUAUAACAGCGUUUACGUUCAGUUGUACAUGGGUGUACUGAAUGAGGUGGGCAAAAUCCUGCCGCCUGGUAGUUCAUUUGCUCCUUUUUGGGAACAGGACGAGGUGUUCGUUCAGCGUUUGAGUAUCUUCUUCACGAGCUUUUUUCGCUUCCACAUCCAAGUUAUCGAGCGACCAAUAUCUGCUCCAGGCGAUGAGGCUCACCAAGCGCUACUAGCAGGCUUCACAUACCUUGUGUGUAUAGCUGAGGUAGAUGAUGAUAGCAUUUUCAAGAUCUGUUUGGACUACUGGCAUUUUUUUACGCGAGAUUUGUACACGGUUGAUCAAAAUCAGAUGAAUCCGCUUGCAGGCUUUCAAAAUCAGACACGCAGCCGACGUGACCUUGUGUCACCUGUUAUGAAUCGUGUACGCCACGUCAUGAUCUCGAAGAUGGUAAAACCGUCUGAAGUGCUGAUCGUAGAAGACGAAAAUGGCGAAAUUGUGCGCGAGACGACCAAGGACACAGAAGCACUGUCGCAGUACAAGACGAUGCACGAGACUCUUGUGUAUCUGACACACUUGAACUAUGACGACACGGAGACGAUCAUGCUGGAAAAGCUUACUGCUCAGGUCGAGGGCACCGAGUGGUCAUGGAAUAACCUGAACACGCUGUGCUGGGCAAUUGGAUCGAUUUCGGGCGCAAUGAGUGAAGAGAACGAGAAGCGUUUCUUGGUCACUGUGAUUAAGGAUUUGCUGGGGUUGUGCGAGAUGAAGCGUGGCAAGGACAACAAGGCUGUCGUUGCUUCUAACAUUAUGUAUGUUGUUGGCCAGUACCCGCGCUUUCUGCGUGCACACUGGAAGUUCCUGCGCACUGUCGUGAACAAGCUAUUUGAGUUUAUGCACGAGCUUCACCCUGGUGUACAAGAUAUGGCAUGUGAUACGUUUCUUAAAAUUUCGCAAAAAUGUCGGCGUAAGUUUGUCGUUCUGCAGUGUGGUGAAACUCGCCCGUUUGUAGAAGAGCUUCUCGAGGAGCUGCCUCGUAUUGUGUCGGAUUUGGAAACUCACCAGGUGCACACGUUUUACGAGGCUGUGGCAUCUAUGCUUGCUGCCGAAAAUGAUGCUGGCCGAAAGGAAGUGCUUCUUGGUCGCUUAAUGAAUCUUCCAAAUGAGGCUUGGAAGUCCAUCAUGUCCCAAGCAGCUCAAGAUGUGAGCAUUUUGUACGACAGCCGAGGCAUUAAAGAGAUUGUGAAAAUUAUUCGGACGAACGUAAAAGUGUGCAAGGCUAUCGGACCCAAUGGUUUUAACUCUCAAAUGGGCUACAUUUUUCAGGACAUGCUAAACGUUUACGUGGCGUACACGCAGCGCAUUGCAACGAUGGUUGAGCAAGGUGGAGAGAUUGCAGUGAAAACGUCGGAAGUGCGCUCGCUGCGUAGUGCCAAAAAGGAAAGCUUGCGCCUGAUGAAUGCGUUCGUGGAGCACACAGCGGGCGAUGACUCUGCGCGACACUUCGUGGCCACUCACUUUCUGCCUAAGCUUUUGGAGACUAUUCUUUCGGACUACCAGAGCACAUCUCCCGCGGCAAAAGAAGCAGAGGUGCUUAGUUUGCUUGCAACUAGCAUUAAUAAGCUCAAGAAUAUCAUCGCGCCCACAGUGCCCAUGAUCCUGGAAUCUGUAUUUGAGUGCACACUCCAAAUGAUUACAAAAAACUUUGAGGAUUUUCCAGAGCACCGCAUGAACUUUUUCAAGCUGCUGCAGGCUGUAAAUGACUUCUGUUUUGAAGCGCUGUUCAGUAUUCCUCAAGAGCACCAAAAGCUGGUUGUGGACUCGAUAAUUUGGGCUUUCAAGCACACGGAGCGCAACGUUGCAGAUACGGGUCUUGCUACGCUAUUUGCUCUGCUACUAAACAUUCAAGAAAACCCUCAGAUCGCAGCAGGUUUCUACCGUUCGUUUUACCUGCUGUUGUUGCAGGAUAUUUUGGCCGUGUUGACCGACCGUCUUCACAAGUUUGGCUUUAAGUUGCACGCGGCUAUCUUGCGUCACAUGUUCUCCAUCGUGGAAAACAACCACGUGACUGUGCCUUUGUGGGAGUCUGUGCCUAACUCGGAUGUCGCGCUUCAGGCGCCUUUGCUCAAAAGUUACGUGGCUAACCUGAUCGGCUCGUCGUUUCCGAACCUAUCCCAUGCCCAAGUGGUAGAGUUUGUAGUUGGCUGUUUCGACAUGUCAAAAGACCUGCCGGCAUUCAAGAAGCACUUGCGUGACUUUCUCGUCAACAUCAAGGAAUUUGCUGGAGAGGACAAUGCAGAUCUGUUUUUGGAAGAAAAUCUUGCUCGGACCCAACUGCAGGAGAAACAGGAAUUGGCCGCGAAGCUGGCAGUGCCUGGUCUAGUGAACCCCAACGAACGCCCGGAUGAGAUGGCCGAUCUGUGA